AUGCAUCAAGAUCAGCGGAGCAACCAUCUUGGAGGCAGCAGCGCCCGCAGUGCCCAGGGCCAUUGCUUGGAGCACGCCCUCCUCCCAGGCCCCGAGUUCAUCUCACACUCGGUGUCCGGCUUCCUGUCCUCGGCCCUCUCCCGCCCAGAUUCCCUGGCCCCUCCCUCUCCCAGCUGGACCGCCCGCCCUCCCCGAUCCCUCGGGUCCCGGGAUGGGGGGGCGGUGGUCGGCCUGGGGAGCCGGGCGGCGCCGUCGGCCCAGCAGGAGCCUUCCCAGGGAGAGUUGGUGGCAGAGGAGGACCAGGACCCCCGGGAGCUGCAUCCCCAGGCAGAGGAAAGCCAGGGUCCCGCGCCUUUCCUGAACCGACUAGCUCGGCCUCGGCCUCGCAGAAAUGCAGCUAAAGGCCGGAAAACCCGGGCUCGCAGAGCAAUUGCCGCCCACUACGAAGUUCACCCACAGCCGGGGCGGGACCGAGCGCAGGCGGGUGUGGACGGGACGGUGAGUGGCUGGGAGGAGGCCAAAAUCAACAGCUCCAACCCGCUGCGCUAUGACCGCCAGCGCGGGGAAUUCACAGUCACUCGGGCUGGGCUCUACUACCUGUACUGUCAGGUGCACUUUGAUGAGGGGAAGGCUGUCUACCUGAAGCUGGACUUGCUGGUGGAUGAGGCCCUGGCCCUGCGCUGUCUGGAGGAGUUCUCCGCCACGGCGGCCAGCUCCCUCGGGCCCCAGCUGCGCCUCUGCCAGGUGUCCGGGCUGUUGCCCCUGCAGCCAGGGUCCUCCCUGCGGAUCCGCACCCUCCCCAGGGCCCAUCUCAAGGCUGCCCCCUUCCUCACCUACUUCGGACUCUUCCAAAUUCACUGA
Molecule: messenger RNA, 861 nt
Organism: Trichechus manatus latirostris (Florida manatee)
Lineage: Eukaryota; Metazoa; Chordata; Mammalia; Sirenia; Trichechidae
Gene: TNFSF12
Product: TNF superfamily member 12
Exons: 9
Coding region: 1-861 (286 amino acids)
Biological process (GO): immune response; positive regulation of isotype switching to IgA isotypes
Cellular component (GO): membrane
Molecular function (GO): receptor ligand activity; tumor necrosis factor receptor binding
Source: RefSeq, a predicted model, not a curated record